AUGCCAGCUGCGACUCCGCAGCUGGUCGUCUUUCCUACCAAUGACCAUAGAUCUUUACUUCGAGUAGUUCAAGGAUCAUUCAAAAACAAACCUGCCGAGCCUUUACACCAUGUUGUCUUUUCAUUAACCGAAUCUCCAAAUUCACCCGCCUAUAGUCUGUUUCGAUCUACGGCCGUUGAAGAUGCUAUGGAUCUUUGUCGUAGAUGUUUGGAGUGUUAUAUCCUUUUUAGGUUAUUAGAUCGAUCGAGCGACGCAAAAAAAUCUAUUCAAGACCUGAUGGCGAAAUUGAAACAGUAUCCUUUGUACCGAAUGAUACAUAUUGCAAUAGCAUGCGAUCGACAAGAUCUAUUUAGUGAAACUAAUGUUGAGUAUCUAAAUAAUAUGAAUACACCAUUCCACAGUCUUAUGAAUAUAAUGGUACAACCAGAAGGCAAAUAUCCGCUGCUUUUGGCGAUUGAAAUGCAUCGCUUGAAAAUAGUGCGGCGAAUGCUUGCGAUGGGUGCGGAUCCUUUAGCAUUCCUCUUGAAAGUCGAUCACUUCAGCAUCAUCAAAGCCAUCAUUGAAGCGUCGCCCGACCUUGUUGCUGAGCGAGACUCAUCAGGCAAUACUGCACUUCACGUUGCUACACAUAAAACACCUUUGAUGGGAUUGCUGCUGCUGAAAUGCAAGGAUGUCGAUUUGAAUGCUAAAAAUAAUGCUGGGCAGACGCCUCUUCAUAUAUUUACGCACAGGGGUGAGAUUGGCUUGAUGAUUACGUUGUUGUCGUACGCUUGCAACAUAGACGCACAAGAUAAUGACGGAAAUACUGCGCUACACAUCGCUGUUUCAAAGCGAAAUCUCGAGGUUUGCUUCUCAUACUCUAGUGCCCUCAGAACAUUUCCUCCAGUGUUGAUGUUUUAUGAGCAACUUAUUGCCCGCCUUGUGGAUUUGGCUUCACGUCAUGAGAAACCUACCAAUAUGGUCAACCUUUUGUCAUUAGACGGAGGUGGAAUUCGAGGACUUGUCAUUCUUCAGACGCUUAUGGCAAUUGAAGAAGAAUUGAAUGAACCGAUUUUCCCAUUUUUCGAUUGGGUAGCGGGUACAUCCACUGGUGCCCUUAUUGCUACUGCUCUUGCGCAAGGCAAGACACUAAGAGAGUGUCAACAUAUUUAUUUACGUUUCAAAGAUUUGAUUUUUGACGGGUGGACGCGGCCUUAUAAUGCUUCCGUGCUCGAAAUGUUCAUGAAGGAGGCAAUUGGAGAAAAAUCCUUAGACGAUAUUAAGUAUCCAAGACUUAUGAUCUCAACGGUAAAAGCAGAUUACUUCCCAGUUAAAUUGGAAUUUAUGAGGAAUUAUCGUCUGCCAUUGUCCAAUGAAGAAAAUAUAGAGCUAGGCUUUGUCGAUCCUGCAGGCAUGGUGUUUUAUUAUUGUUCUGUUAGUCUUCGAGAUAUAUCACGUAAGACGUCAUUUCUCAACUUUUGUGAAAUAUGUCUAUGCUAUAUGUUACAGCAACGUCCAGAAGACAAAGUGGAAAUAGGAUGUAUACUGUCACUUGGUACCGGUCAAAUACCUUUGUCUCCUUUGGAUCCUUUACAUGUGGAAAUUUUCAAUCCGAUCUCCAGUGCCUUCACUUUCAAGAAUCUUAGUCUUAUUCUUGUUGAUCAAGUGACAGCGACGGAAGGAGCCCCUGUUGAUCGUUCCAGAUCGUGGUGCAAUGCAAUUGGUGUGCCAUUCUUCCGUCUCAGUGCCCCUUUACAUAAGGACAUCGGGCUAGGGACUAAAGACGAUCAUGAUAUUGCACAUAUGAUGUGGGAUUGUAUCGAAUAUACUCAUAAGCAUCAUUCUUACAUUGUGAAAAUUUGUGCUCUUCUCAAGCGGCUCGGCAAAACUCCAUUAGAUCGUCCACGUGCUUUGUCAUCUCCCAUGGUAAUGGGGAUAGGGUCAGAAACUUGA
Molecule: messenger RNA, 1932 nt
Organism: Strongylus vulgaris
Lineage: Eukaryota; Metazoa; Nematoda; Chromadorea; Rhabditida; Strongylidae
Source: the annotation of a GenBank genome assembly